CUCCUGUGUGGACAUUUCCGGAAUACACUGGGAUGAUGACAUUGACUGCUGUAGUUUUACCUUUCCUCUUGUGCAUAUCGAUAUUGUCACAGGGGUAUUUGACAGAGGCUUCAGGAAUUGCAGAUGAACUGCAGAAGAUUCAGGGCGGAUUUUCAGGGAGAGCUGGGAUAGCACAGCCUAUCGAUGACAAAAUUGCAAGGAGCAGACGGGCUGCAGAUGAACUGCAGAAGAAUAGGGGCGAAUUUUCAGGGAGAGCUGGGAUAGCACAGCCUAUCGAUGACAAAAUUGCAAGGAGCAGACGGGCUGCAGAUGAUCUGCAGAAGAUUAGGGGCGGAUUUUCAGGGAUAGCAGGGUAACACAACCUAUCGAUGACAAAAUCGCAAGGAGCAGACGAGCUGCUGAAAAAUUUUAAACGAGAAGAUUCACCAAUAGGCCACGCAUUUGACAGCCAAUUCGCAUAUCAAAAUAACAAAAGGAAUAAAUGAUUUCAUAGCUGAAA
Molecule: messenger RNA, 499 nt
Organism: Pecten maximus
Lineage: Eukaryota; Metazoa; Mollusca; Bivalvia; Pectinida; Pectinidae
Exons: 2
Coding region: 33-356 (107 amino acids)
Source: RefSeq, a predicted model, not a curated record